Coffea arabica (coffee) is the source of this 2167-nucleotide messenger RNA. RefSeq lists its product as uncharacterized. The record is from RefSeq and is a predicted model, not a curated record. Gene Ontology annotation, molecular function: beta-glucosidase activity. Gene Ontology annotation, biological process: glucan catabolic process. Lineage: Eukaryota; Viridiplantae; Streptophyta; Magnoliopsida; Gentianales; Rubiaceae.
CGUUGUUCACUUGCAUGCCUUCCAUUUUCCUCACUCCUUUAGAUUAGCAGAAUCAAACGCUUCCACUUCUGCUCACUUGUCAAGUUUCAAGUUUCAACCCAAUAGUCAAUCAUCCCUUCCACUUCCAAAUUUUAAGCACUGCAAGUAGGCUACCAGCAGCAGACGACCAAAGCUGAAGGACAAGCCAUGGAUUUCAUAUACAAGAAUCCCACUGCGCCGAUUGAAGCUCGAGUUCAAGACCUCCUUUCUCGCAUGACCCUUGAAGAAAAACUCGGACAAAUGACUCAGAUCGAGCGUUCUGUCGCCACCCCUUCUGUCCUGAAAGACCGCUGCAUAGGAAGUAUCAUGAGCGUUGGCGGAAGUGGGCCGAUAGAGAUGGCGCUGACUUCUGACUGGGCUGACAUGGUCGAUAAUUUUCAGAAGGCAGCAUUGGAGUCUCGACUAGGUAUCCCCAUUUUAUAUGGGAUUGAUGCUGUUCAUGGCAACAAUAAUGUCUAUGGUGCCACCAUUUUUCCUCACAAUGUUGGCCUCGGAGCCACAAGGGAUUCUGAGUUGGCUAAGAGGAUUGGGGUUGCUACUGCACUUGAAGUUAGGGCGAGUGGGAUUCACUAUGCUUUUGCUCCAUGUGUUGCUGUAUGUAGGGAUCCCAGGUGGGGACGAUCCUACGAGAGUUUUGGGGAGGACACUGAGAUUGUUAGAAAUAUGACAUCCAUUGUCACAGGUUUGCAGGGACAAAGACCUGAAGGGCAUCCGAAGGGCUAUCCUUUUCUGGCUGGAAGAAACAAUGUUGUUGCAUGCGCAAAGCAUUUUGUUGGCGAUGGAGGUACUGACAAAGGUAUAAAUGAAGGAAAUGCCAUAUUGUCAUAUGAUGAUCUUGAGAGGAUCCAUAUGGCUCCAUAUCUUGACUGUAUUUCUCAGGGAGUUUGUACCAUUAUGGCAUCGUAUUCUAGCUGGAAUGGGGUGCCAUUACAUGCUAGUCAUUUUCUUCUUACACAAAUUUUGAAAGAGCAACUGGGCUUUAAGGGCUUCAUAAUUUCCGAUGCUGAAGGACUGGACCGGCUUUUUCAUCCUCAUGGAUCUAACUAUCAGCAAUCUGUCCUGUCUGCCAUCAAUGCUGGAAUUGAUAUGGUCAUGGUGCCUUUUCGAUAUCAGUUGUUUCUGGAAGAUUUGACAUAUCUUGUGCAAUCUGGAAAAAUACCAAUUGCUAGGAUUGACGAUGCAGUUGAACGUAUAUUGAGGGUGAAGUUUGCUGCUGGACUGUUUGAAUAUCCUCUGAGUGAUAAAUCCUUACUGCCUGCAGUUGGAUGCAAGCUGCAUAGGGAACUGGCACGGGAAGCAGUUCGCAAGUCAUUAGUUCUUUUGAAGAACGGGAAGGAUCCAAAGAAAUCAUUUCUUCCAUUAAAUCGUAAUGCUAAAAAGAUUUUGAUUGCUGGGACACAUGGUGAUGAUCUUGGAUAUCAAUGUGGCGGGUGGACUGCUACUUGGGAAGGAAAAAGUGGCAGAAUAACAAUAGGCACAACCAUUUUGGACGCAGUCAGAGAGGUUACUGGGAGCGAUACGGAGGUGAUAUUUGAGCAAAAUCCAUCAGCACAAACCUUAGCGAGCCAAGAUAUUUCUUUUGCUAUUGUAGCUGUGGGUGAAUGCCCGUAUGUGGAAUAUGGUGGUGAUAGUCGAGAACUUCCAAUUCAUUUUAAUGGAGCUGAAAUAAUUAGCUUGGUUGCUGAUAAGGUUCCGACAUUGGUGAUCUUGAUAGCUGGGAGGCCUUUGGUUAUAGAGCAACGUAUUCUGGAUAAAGUUGAAGCUUUUGUUGCUGCUUGGUUACCUGGAACUGAAGGCGGUGGAAUUACGGACGUUGUCUUUGGAGAUUGUGGGUUUCAGGGAAGACUUCCUAUGACAUGGUUCAAAGGGGUUGAUCAACUGCGAAGUAACGCUGUAGAGAAGUCCUAUGAUCCUCUUUUCCCAAUUGGCUUUGGAUUGACUAGUAAAGGUGAAGUGCUGUAGUACUUUCCGCUGAAGCAUUCGAGAUUUUAAAAACGGAGAUGUAUUUUGAGUGUGAAAUAAUGGAUGACCGUUUGUGAGCAGGAAAAUAUUUUAGGAAACUUUUAAAAAACGGAGAUGUAUUUUAACUUCCCUGAAAUUACUCUCUGCAUGUUUUGAGCGAACAGAA